Mytilus trossulus (common blue mussel) is the source of this 1148-nucleotide messenger RNA. RefSeq names its product E3 ubiquitin-protein ligase TRIM36-like. The record is from RefSeq and is a predicted model, not a curated record. The transcript has a single exon. NCBI's taxonomy places the organism in Eukaryota, Metazoa, Mollusca, Bivalvia, Mytilida, Mytilidae. The coding region runs from base 1 to 1104 and encodes 367 amino acids. Gene Ontology annotation, molecular function: zinc ion binding.
AUGUUGGAUAAACAAGCAAUACAAAAGGCAGUAAAAUUGUGCGACUCGUGCCAAUUAAACAAAGAAAGUACAAAAGCAAAAUCUUGGUGUACUAUUUGCAAGGAAGCAUUCUGUGAACAGUGCGAAAAAUGUCACAAAAACGUUAAGAUAUCAGCAAGACAUAAACUUCUAAACCUUCAAAAAAUGCAGUCAGGUAUAACACCUUUCAAAGUAUGUGAGGUACAAAGCUGUGAAGAUCAUCCAGGAAAGAUCAUAGAAUUUUAUUGUUUGGAUCAUUCUCAACCUUGUUGUACGUCGUGCGCUACACUUUCACACCUUAAAUGUGAAAAUGUUACUUUAAUACAAGAAGCCGCUUACGGUAUCAAACAGUCAAAAGCGGCUAAUGACUUAUCUGAGAAACUGACAGAACACUCUGACCAGCUUAAUGAAAUUAUUGAAAAUCGGAACACAAAUUUAUCCGAUGUAGAGAAUUCAAUAGAAGAGAUUGAGACAAGCGUCUCUAAUAUGAAAACAGAAAUUUUAAAGCAUAUUGACAAAAUGGAAGAAACCAUGAAAGUAGAGUUGACCUCAACCAAGAAGCAAGUUGGUAACAAAUUAAAAGACGAAAUAGACGUUUGUUUAUCGUACAAAAGUGCCGUUAAAAAUUGGAAAGACAUGUUCGAUAGUGUUCUUAACCACGGAUCCGAGCAGCAAUGUAUGAUGGAAAUUAACAAAAUCGAACCGAAAAUAUCUGAUCUAGAACGAGAAAUGACAGAUUUAAAGAAAAAUAGGAAAACAAUAUCGGUUGUUUUCAGUCCUUCAUCUCCUAUUGCUGAUUUGAAGAAUACAAAUACUUUUGGAUGUAUUAAAGUUGACGAAUCACCUGAUAGCAAGUUGACCGGUAUGCUUGGGAUAUCCAACAUAGACUUCCGAACCGGAAAUAUCAAAAUUCUGCAAGUAAUCGACGUAUGCAAAGGUAGCGGUACUUUUAGUGGUAUUUUCAUACAGAACUAUUUACUAUUUACAAUUCGUCAACAGAACAAAGUAGUAAAUACAAAUUCGAUGGAAAAAGCUUACUAUCACAAUCGUUGCUUCCAAGUGCACCUCAGGAUAUUGCCACGAUAGUACAAUACAAAGUUGCCGUUUCAUCUACCAGGAAGGCAGUAUAU